This is a messenger RNA of Helicoverpa zea (corn earworm), 4631 nucleotides long. RefSeq names its product transcription factor Sox-5 (gene Sox102F). Gene Ontology annotation, molecular function: RNA polymerase II cis-regulatory region sequence-specific DNA binding; DNA-binding transcription factor activity, RNA polymerase II-specific. NCBI's taxonomy places the organism in Eukaryota, Metazoa, Arthropoda, Insecta, Lepidoptera, Noctuidae. The coding region runs from base 422 to 2050 and encodes 542 amino acids. The record is from RefSeq and is a predicted model, not a curated record. Gene Ontology annotation, biological process: cell fate commitment; regulation of transcription by RNA polymerase II. Gene Ontology annotation, cellular component: nucleus. The transcript is spliced from 8 exons.
AAGCUUAUAGUCAGGUUGUUACGCACACAACCGCGUUUUGACGCGCCCAUAUACGGCGACGCGAUCGGAAAAUGAAACGCGGAAUGUUACGUUUCGAAAAACAUUUUUUUAGGAUGCUUAGGUAAUGUAUGGCUGCAACGCGUGCGUUUACGUUACAUCCUCUAACUUGCAUACAGACUUGUGAAGAAAAUUUUGAUAAACAUGAAAGACAUGAUUUUGUAUUGUUUAGGUAAAGUGGACUUUGUUGACAUAAAGUAAUUGAUCUGUGUGAGUGUCCGAGUGUAUGUAACCUGAUGUGACUUGUGAAAUAACUUCUAAAGUGAAGUGCAAUUAGCUUUUUAAUAACUGAGGACUAUAAGAUACUUAAAAUCGCGAAGUGAACAUCAUUUCAAGAUCUUCGGGAUGAGUUAGAAAAAGAAACAUGUCAUCUAAACGAAAGUCACCACCGUCGAAAUUGCAAGAAGGUGCCGCCGACACAGAGAAGCCUGAAGCCGGCCCUGCCAACCUCGACUUCCCUGACCAUCAGGAGUCAGAUGACAACGAACAGCAUAGCUACUAUAAAUUCUCCCCCAGUUCUUCAACUAGGAGUUCCAUUAGUGAAGAGGAUACGAAUUACGAAGACGAACGACCGUCAAAAAAGCAACGAUUCGAGCAAACAUUAGACAUGACAAAUAAUCUUCUAGUCCCAACGUCUUUUCUAAGUCUGCAUCAAGUGAAUGAUCUCCAGACUCGAAGGCGUGGCUCCUCAGAAUGCAGUAGUCCUGGAGCUGAGGCCAAGGUUUUGGGACUGUGCAACAAUAACAAUUCAUUACUGAAUCACAACAGCGCUUUAUCGUUGACUGCGCCCCAUAAGCGUUCUAUGGAUGACGUUUUGAAGAGGUUAACGUCGAAAAUGAACAAUAGUACGAUUAAGGAAGAGAAAAGGCCUACCCCGUCUACGACACCAGUGAAUAAGAACAACGAGCGACGAGCAGUCCUAGACGCAGCAGCUUUGCAGGCGUUAGCUGGUGAGAGCGUCCUGGAGAAAGAACGACAGCUAUCCGAGAUGAUACUACAGCUGCAGAUGGUGAGAGAACAGCUCCUAGCGCAGCAGGAACAUGCUAAGAACAUAGGAAACGUGACCGCAGAGUUGGAGUUGCAGCGGUUACAGCAGGAACAACUUCGUCGCCAGGAGAUGGUGAGGCGUGGCCAUGGGCUGUACCCUGGACCACCGCUGGGCUUACUGCCAUUGUUGGAGCAAAUGCGGCCGCAACCGCCACAGUCUAAUGCGAUGCAAACAAACCAGUGGCCAGCGACGGCUCAGCUCGCUCAGCUCACAGCCAGCGCCCGCUCGCCACCUCCCCAAGACCCGGACACGCCGCUGAACUUGAGCAAGCAGCGGUCCCCGUCCCCAGCACAGCCGAUGAUGAUGAUGGCCAGAGGCGGCGGCUUCGUGUACCCUCCUAUGGAAGAGUCCCAGUAUAGCAUGCCUAAGGAAGAGGAUUAUAAUGCUACUGGUAAUACACCAUCCUGGAGCCAAUCACCAUCCGAGGAAGCAGAGAAGGCGAAAUUAGUCCGUCAACCACGUCGCGACGAAACCGGCAAGCCCCACAUCAAACGACCAAUGAACGCCUUCAUGGUUUGGGCCAAAGACGAACGCAGGAAGAUCCUCAAGGCAUGUCCUGAUAUGCACAACUCCAACAUAUCUAAGAUCCUCGGAGCCAGGUGGAAGGCGAUGUCAAACGCUGAGAAACAACCCUACUAUGAAGAGCAGUCGAGAUUGUCCAAACUGCAUAUGGAGAAGCACCCUGACUAUAGGUACCGACCCAGACCAAAAAGGACAUGCAUAGUAGACGGCAAGAAGAUGCGGAUAUCUGAGUACAAGAACCUGAUGCGCACACGCCGACAGGAGAUGCGGCAACUGUGGUGUCGCGACGGCGGCAGUGAGCUAGGCUUCCUACCGCCAUCGCUGUCCUCCCCAGGACCUUCCAACUCCUCACCUCCACCCAACGGAGGCAACUACAUGAACCCUGGGUUCUCUCCCCCGCUGUCACCCCGGGAGGACGAUUGAGGAACGGCGCGCGGCUGGCCGUACCCGCACGCCGCGCCCCUUUCCUUACCCCCCUCUCACCAUCCAUGGUAAUAAAUGCAGGCAGUUCUAGACUACUAGAACAUUCUGGAAAGACUUGGAGCAGGAAUCUCUAGUGUUGCCCUAAUCCCCCCUCGUGUGACGUCACAGGGAGGCUCACGUAUAGACGGUAGCUAUUAUUUUGUGAGUUUUUGCCAGUGUCUCAAAUUGGAUCUCUCGUUUACAAAAUACUGAUUAUUAAUAAUGAGAUUAUUCCAUUAGUGAAUUAAGAAACUUCUAGCUUUUGGACACUUUCGCCCGUAUAUUUGAUGUGUGUUGACGCAGUGGUUUUCCCAGUGAAUUUGUUCUGACAAAUUAAUGGCAAGUUAAAUUGAAAAAAAUCUUAGUACAGUAAUGUAUAAGGUUCGUUUGCGUAAGACUUUUAUUUAAUGAUCCAUAUGGUCUAUGCUGUACUAAGAAAUUGAUUAAAUACCUAUAAUUAGAGAAAAUGUUUUAAAUUACUCUUAAUUGAUAAGUAUUAUGCGGGUGUUUAGUUCUCCUGUUAUGUAAAUAUAGCCCUUUUAGGUUCGACCUACCUACUUAUAAUCUAUCAAUGUUUGGACUAGAAUCGUAGAUUUUUGGCACAAAUAGAUAAUCCCUUUUACAAAAGAAAUUGUGCCAAAUGUUGUAUUAAACCAACACAUAGAUAAUUAGAUCAAGAAAUGUAAAUAUCUACCCGUAAGUGAAUCAUUUUAUAUUGUAAAUCUGGUUCUAUCUGGAUGGAACCGGAAUGAAGCGGUUCAGGUGUUUUUUUUUUGUAAAUAAGUAAAAUUCCCUUUGUAGAUAGAUUACAGUAAGUUCUACUCGAAUGUUCGGCUAAUAGGUUUAGUGUAAGAUUCAGAGGUUAGAUUUUAGUGUAAGUCCUAAUAAGUACUUUGAAUCUUGACUAUCGCGUGGCCAUGUAUAAACUUAGUGCGAAGUUCUAUUGUAUCUGCUUUAGACAUAAGCAAUUAAAAUGUAUCAAACCAAAAAUUUGAAGCGGAUUGCUUGAAAAUUUAAGUGUUGUGAACACGGGAACUGUUUUUAUUUUAAAAUCAGUGAGAUAUGCAUAAUGGUUAUGAUAAAAAUACUCAUAGACUUAAUUAAUUGAGAUUGGUAAUAGACCCUCUUAUUGUAAGCAGUUUCAUCAUGAACAUACCUAAUGUUAAAAGAUUAAUCGACAUAGCAAAUUACUAAAAAUGUAUUUAUAAAUCAAUAAAAAAAAAACUAAGGAGAAUUAUAUCAACAACACGUUGAAAACAAAAAAAAUGUUUUUGUAAAACUGUCAAAUUUAAAAUGUUUUGUUUACUGGCAGUAUUGUUUAAAUUGAUUGGUCAAUUGUGAAAUUGUCAAUUUGUUACAACAUAAAGACAUUUCCUUUUAUCGAUUUGUUGUACCCCACCGACAAAUGUGGGAUAAUUUGGGGCUUACAUCACCUAUUGACAAUUACGAGUACAUCAUUGGGUACCAAGUAAAAAAGUACCUAGACGUACUAAAAUAAGUGACUAAAAUUAUAACUCUCUUAAAAGACCUGUAUGGUAUUUGAUUUUAUAUUUUUUAAAUACAUGUGAAUGAAAAAAAAAAGAAAUUUGUCUAAUUCCAACAUGAGAUUAAUUAGUGAACUUGAAUGUAUUAAAAUCUUUUCAAAUAAAGAGUGAUGUAACGCCCAUAACUAUUAUUAAUAUAAACAAAUAUUCGCUUUAUCGAAUCGUGCAAUUUAUAUAAGUAGAUAAUAGUAUCUAAGCUGUAGUAACGCAUAAUAUUAUCUACAUUUUUAUAUAGCUCUAGUAAACUUGUAUAGAUACCUAUUUCGAAAAAAAAUACAUUAAAAAAAUUUUUCAAUAUGACGUUAAUUGCCAUUUUUGAAUUUUGUUAUUUAUUUUUCUAAUUAUAUAAAACUUGUUUUGUUUUAUUUUCGUAUUUUUUUCUUAAAAGCUGUAUGCCAGUAAUGACGUGACGUAGCGUUAGAAUAAUCUUACAGUGUAUGUGAAACUUAAUGUUUAUAAGUAGUGUGUAUUCAUAGUAAAUGUGUAAGGGUUUAGAACAGUGCCGUUAAAUUAUUUAUUUUUUAUGUUGAACUCAUGUAAAUACGCGUAUAUUUUGAUGUAAACGUUAGUAAUUGUGGUUAUUUAAUGAACGAUACUUAAUUUUGGUGUCUCCAUUGUAUGAGUUAGGAUCUCGAACGAGUUUAUUUUAUUUAUUGAAACAGGUGUAAAAAAACAAUUUAUUUGGUAGUACCCACAUAUCUUGCCAUAUAGAGUACCUAUGUAAGUACAGAAGUACUUUUAAUACUAAACAUCACAAUUGAUAUUUUACGUACUUAAAAAAGAAAAUGUUGUUAUUUUUAAUAGUUUUUUUUUAACUUCCUAUUUUCACAAUUUGUUGAUAUUUCCAUUUAGCAUGCCGUUUUACUUAGCAUUCGAAAAUGUUUCAAAUGUGUAAGUACAUAGAGUUUAGGUUCUAUUACCUAGUGUAAACCAGGACACAUUGUUUAAAAUUGUGCCAAAACCCAAAAGUAUAUUAAAAAAUAAAUAAUAAAAAUAUA